AUGGACCAAGCCUUAGGUGAAGGCGCUUGGGUAAUAGAGAAUGCCUCAAAGGACCUCGAUGAGAUCAUAUUGAUGGAGGAGAAUGUAAACGAUAUGGUUUAUGCCAAAUCCGAUAGGAAUGCGCUACCAUUUUUUCGCGAAAGUAAGCGAUCUAAACUAUUGCUCAUAGGGAUUGGGCAGUGCAUUCUCUGCGCCAGUCGAGAUCACAAAUCCAUGUAUUGCAAGAAAUGCACCACGUUGGAAGAAAAACGCGCAGUGUUCCGGGAACAACAUAGAUGCCUAAACUGCGCUUUACCAGAACAUUUCGUUAAACAGUGUCCAAGAGAUGGAUGCAAAGCAUGCAAUGGGAAGAAACAUCAUUACACGCUUUGUCCACAACGCUGUCAGUCAACACAAGGUGCUCAGACUCAGCCGCCAUACGAGAGAAGGACACACGCGCAAGCGCCAUCAGCUGCCUCUACUGCGCAGAAAAGCGCCCCGAAAAUAACGAAACAAGCACCACUGAAGAGAGGAAAGCCAGCGCAGGCUAAUUUGCUCGAGACGCUUCUUGCGAUAACAAAGAAGCAGUGGCUUGCGACGAGGAGAAUAGCCAAAGAAUGGUUCUCUCCGCCAUGA
Messenger RNA from Haemonchus placei, 615 nucleotides. NCBI's taxonomy places the organism in Eukaryota, Metazoa, Nematoda, Chromadorea, Rhabditida, Trichostrongylidae. The record is from the annotation of a GenBank genome assembly.